ACCACCACCACUCCACUACUACAAGAACCACCACACACACCGUCGGUGUGACACCAAUCCCCAGGAGAACCCCCGAUCUUUUCUUUCCACCUGUCUCGCGUGCACUGCACAGCAGCGGAGAGCCUAGUCGCCGGCGGCCAUGGUGAUCUCCAGCGCGGGCGAGUCCUCCUACUCCACCUUCUCGUCGCGCUACGUCCGCGACGAGCUCCCGCGGUACCGGAUGCCGGAGAACUCGAUCCCCAAGGAGGCGGCGUACCAGAUCAUCAGCGACGAGCUCAUGCUCGACGGCAACCCGCGCCUCAACCUCGCCUCCUUCGUCACCACCUGGAUGGAGCCCGAGGUCGGCAAGCUCAUCAUGGACUCCGUCAACAAGAACUACGUCGACAUGGACGAGUACCCAGUCACCACAGAGCUCCAGAACCGUUGUGUAAAUAUGAUAGCCCACCUGUUCAAUGCACCGAUCAAGGAGGAGGAGACAGCAAUUGGAGUUGCGACAGUGGGAUCCUCAGAAGCAAUAAUGCUUGCAGGCCUGGCCUUCAAGAGGAAGUGGGCAAAUAAAAGAAAGGAGGAGGGGAAGCCAUAUGACAAACCUAACAUUGUUACUGGUGCAAAUGUUCAGGUUUGCUGGGAAAAAUUUGCUAGAUAUUUUGAAGUAGAAUUGAAGGAGGUCAAGUUAACUGAAGGAUACUAUGUCAUGGAUCCUUUGAAAGCUGUUGAAAUGGUGGAUGAGAACACUAUAUGUGUUGCAGCCAUCUUGGGAUCUACUCUCACUGGAGAGUAUGAAGAUGUUAAACUAUUGAAUGACCUGCUUGUGGAAAAGAACAAGAAAACGGGGUUGAAUGUGCCGAUCCAUGUUGAUGCUGCAAGUGGAGGAUUUAUAGCUCCUUUUCUUCACCCUGAGCUUGAGUGGGACUUCAGGCUACCAUUGGUGAAGAGCAUCAAUGUUAGUGGGCACAAGUAUGGCCUCGUCUACCCUGGUGUUGGAUGGGUCAUCUGGCGGAGCAAAGACGAUUUGCCUGAAGAACUCAUUUUCCAUAUAAACUACCUGGGAACAGAUCAGCCCACAUUCACAUUGAACUUCUCCAAAGGUGCUAGCCAGAUCAUUGCACAAUACUAUCAACUGAUACGCCUAGGAUUCGAGGGAUAUAAGCACAUCAUGGAGAAUUGCCAGGCCAAUGCAACCGCGCUGAGGGAGGGCUUAGAGGCAACCGGGCGAUUCGACAUCCUGUCCAAAGAGGACGGCGUGCCCCUAGUGGCCAUCCGGCUCAAGGACAGCUCCAAAUUCAGCGUGUUCGACAUCUCCGAGAACCUGAGGAGGUUUGGCUGGAUUGUGCCUGCCUACACCAUGCCUGCGGACGCAGAGCACGUGGCUGUCCUCCGCGUCGUCAUCAGGGAGGACUUCAACCGCAGCCUCUCCCAGCGGCUCCUCGCCGACAUCAGCAGGGUCGUGCAGGAGCUAGACGCCCACGCGGUCCAUGCCAUUAAGAUGACCACUGCUAUCGCGACACAAACCGGCGAGGGUGCUGAGGCCGGCGCGGUGACCAAGAAGAGCGUUCUGGACAUCGAGAAGGAGUUCGCCGCGGCCUGCAAGGACCUGGUAAAGAACAAGAAGACUGGACCCUGCUGAAGGGCAUGCCGGCACAGUACGCUUUCGUUACGUACGUACUAUAUGUAUCUAUUUUUCCUGGAGUAUAUCUGAACCGUGAAGACCUGGCUCCGUAAUUUGCUAGAUGUGGAUUGCACUACCUUUCGUUUUGCUCGAGAUUAGUGCGCGAGGCCUGUGGUUCUGUACAUGACACCUCUUGAUGGAGGUUAUGUAUUUGUUGGAUGUUUAGUCCUACCUUGAAAUGUUAUGUGUUCGCCGUAUC
Messenger RNA from Lolium rigidum, 1868 nucleotides. Its product is annotated as glutamate decarboxylase-like. Gene Ontology annotation, cellular component: cytosol. The record is from RefSeq and is a predicted model, not a curated record. Bases 140 to 1627 code for a protein of 495 amino acids. Gene Ontology annotation, molecular function: glutamate decarboxylase activity; pyridoxal phosphate binding. Lineage: Eukaryota; Viridiplantae; Streptophyta; Magnoliopsida; Poales; Poaceae. Gene Ontology annotation, biological process: L-glutamate catabolic process. The transcript is spliced from 7 exons.